ACGCUUUCUCUACCGGUAGCUCCCUUCUCAUUCACACGUUGACAAUGGCUGAACCAGCUGCUUUCUUCGGACUCCGCAUCUCCCCAGGCGAGGUCUACCCGCUCGAGACGCUCAGGGAUGUCCACAUCACCAACAUUGCCUUUGGCGAAAAGGUCGAGGGCUCGGCCCGCUCCGUCGUCAAGGUCCACCACAUCAAGUUCCCCAACCUCGAGGAGGACGACGACUCGGACUACGACUCGGACUUGAUGGGCGACGAGGACGACGAGGACGAUGAGGAUGAGGGCGAGGAUGACGUUGAAGACGACGUCGAGAUCAAGGAUGCUGCCGAGGAGGACGACGAGGAUGACGACGAUGACGAUGACGACGAUGACGAUGACGACGAUGACGACUCCGACAGCGGUGGCGUCGAGGAGGAGGAGUUCGUCGUCUGCAGCUUGUACCCUGGCAAGAUCGAGCAGUGCUCGGUGAACCUCUACUUUUCCAACCUCGAGGAUGUCGGCUUCUCCGUCACGGGCGACAACGACGUUGAGCUGCUGGGCAACUACAUGUCACCGAGCCACUACGACGAGGAGCCAAGCGACAGCGAGCUCUUUGAUAGUGAUGACGACGAGGAGAUUGACAGCGACGAGGAGGCCUUUGCCAUGGAGCAGUCGGACGACGAGAGCGACGAAGAGGGCCGGCUGGAGGAGAUUGACGAAGACGAGGCCAGGGCUGCCAAAAAGGCCAGCCUGGCCAACGGCAACUCCAAGAAGCGCAGCAGCGACGAGGUCGAUGCUGACGAGUCGAUGCUCUCUGCACCGGCUACCGACGCCGAGAUUGCAGCUGUGGCUGCUGCCGAAGGGCUGGACCUGAGCAAGCUGAGCAAGAACCAGCGCAAGCGCCUCAACAAGAAGCUCAAGGGCGACGAAGGCACUGCCGUCGCUGCACCCGCCGUCGCCAAGGCUCCCGAAGCAAAGGCUCAAACCAGCGAGAAGGCUAAGGCCAAGGUCGAGGUGACCGAUGCUAGGGGCAAGAAGGUGGCCGAGGAGAGGGAGACGGUCAAGAAGGACGGAAAGGAGGUGUCGCAAAAGACAAAGACGGCCUCGGGUCUCAUCAUUGAGGACCAGAAGCAGGGCACCGGCGUCGCGGCCAAGGCGGGCAACCGCGUGGGCAUGCGCUACGUCGGCCGUCUCCAGGGAAAGGGAACCGUGUUUGACAGCAACACCAAGGGCAAGCCCUUCUUCUUCAAGCUGGGCAAGGGUGAGGUCAUCAAGGGCUGGGACGAGGGCGUCAAGGGCAUGAAGGUCGGCGGCGAGAGGCGUCUCGUCUGCCCUCCCAACCUUGCCUACGGCCGACAGGGCGCACCUCCCACCAUUCCUGCCAAUGCCACUCUCGUCUUUGACGUCAAGCUCGUCGAAAUCAAGUAGAAUAGGCCCAUCCACACUAUCUUGUCUCUUUUACCAUGUACAUGCUCAUUGCCCUCUUUUCAUCCCCAGAAUUAAUGUGUCUAAUCUCUCCUGC
This is a messenger RNA of Acaromyces ingoldii, 1500 nucleotides long. RefSeq lists its product as hypothetical. The record is from RefSeq and is a predicted model, not a curated record. The coding region runs from base 45 to 1406 and encodes 453 amino acids. The transcript has 2 exons. Lineage: Eukaryota; Fungi; Basidiomycota; Exobasidiomycetes; Exobasidiales; Cryptobasidiaceae. Gene Ontology annotation, cellular component: chromatin; nucleolus. Gene Ontology annotation, molecular function: macrolide binding; peptidyl-prolyl cis-trans isomerase activity.